AUAUCAAAUAAAGUAUUUUUUUUUUAAUGUAUGGAUGUACGUAAUCUAUUUCAAGAUACAAAUUAACUUUGCUGGUUGCAUUCCUUAACUGACGUCCGUAUUAUUGGUAAGCUUUUAUUUUGAAGGUGGCUUCGCCGCGAGUUGGCGACCUAUUACCGUAAUGCCGAGUAUGAACAAAAUUAGGGGCGGCUGGGUUGCCUGCUACUUUACGAGUGGAGGCUGGCUUGACCGCAGUCUUUUUUCGGGGACCGCACGCGAUUCCACGUGCUGCACAACAUUUUUCUGAAUUUGCACCGAACGUGCUGAAUCCUCGUCACGAUCGGAAAGUGUUGCGAUCGUCGUGUGAAAAUGUGUGCAAGGACAGCAGAGUACGAGGAGGAACUUUGUAGCCCAAAAGAGGAGAAGGAGCCACAACGUCAACUACUGGACGCUGUGUUCAAUCUGCAGCCUCGAAUUGUGCUAUACAGAGCAGACGUCAGUGAAAAUCUUCAUCCUGAGCGGCAGCAGUCAGUGUCCCCUCACAUCAAAGAGGAAGAGGAGGAUGAAGAGGUUCAACACAUCAAAGAGGAGGAGGAAGAGUUCCUUCACAUUAAAGAGGAAGAGCAGGAGGAAAUCAUCAAGGUUCCAUCGACUGGUGUCCCUUUGAAGAGUGACGAUGAAGGUCGAAGUGAGGAGAGACGAGGGGCGGAGCCACCAAACAGCAACAGCUCAAGAGAUGGAGACCACUGUGGAGGAUCACAAACAGACGGUGAUGAUGAUGUUGAUGAACAGUUGGAAGGUGAUAUGACAUGUCACACUACCAGUAAAUGCUGGAAAUGUUCUAAAUGUCGGAAAACCUUUGCUUCUAAGAGCAAUUUCAAACAACACAUGAAAAUACACACUGGAGAGAAGCCAUUUGCCUGCUCAGUUUGUGGUCAAAGGUUCACUCGGAAGGGACACUUAAAAAUACAUACAAGAACACACACUGGUGAGAAACCUUUUGCAUGCUCAGUUUGUGGUCAAAGAUUCACUGAAAAGGGAACUUUAAUUAUACACACAAGAACACACACUGGUGAGAAACAUUUUGCAUGCUCAGUUUGUGGUCAAAGAUUCUCUCAAAGGGGACAUUUGACAAGUCACACAAGAACACACACUGGUGAGAAGCCUUUUGCCUGCUCAGUUUGUGGUCAAAGAUUCUCCCUAAAGGAAAGCUUAAACAGACACACAAGAACACACACUGGUGAGAAGCCUUUUGCCUGCUCAGUUUGUGGUCAAAGAUUCUCCCUAAAGGAAAACUUAAAUAGACACACAAGAGCCCACACUGGUGAGAAACCUUUUCCAUGCUCAGUUUGUGGUAAACGAUUCUCUGAAAAGGGACAUUUGACAAGUCACACAAGAACACACACUGGUGAGAAACCUUUUUCCUGCUCAGUUUGUGGUCAAAGAUUCUCUCGUAAGGCUCGGGUUAAGACACACAAGUGUCCUGGUGAGACAAGCAGUGAUCAAGAAGCUUUUAAUGCAAAUGUAAAUGUUUAAUAUAAAAGUAAUGACUAUGUGACUGACAGAAAUCUACAUGCUUGUAUUCUGUGUAACAGCUUUUAUUGUAUGCAUCUUCUUCUUGUCCAUAUAGUUUCUAAAAGCCCCGUGAGUGUUGAGAAUGAACACUGUUGCCAAAAUACUUAAAAGGGACUAGUUAAAGGUGGUGGGAAAGAGGGCGGCUGUGGAUCAGGAGAGUGAGUCGUCCAGUGACCGAAGGGUCGCCGGUUCGAACCCUGGCUCCGACUGUCCGUAUGUCGAAGUGUCCUUGGGCAAGACACCGAACCCUAAUUUGCUCCCAGUGAGCCUGGCAGCGCCUUGCACGGCAGCAGCCGCCCAGUGGUCAUCAGUGGAAUCAUUUACUGAUAAAAUAUUAGAUUUUCAGUCGCGUUGGAAAUCUCUGGCACGAGGCCGAUUCAAUACAUACAGUGGGUACUGAAAGUAUUCAGACCCCUUUAAAUGUUUCAGUUAUAUUGCAGCCAUUUGCUAAAAUCAUUGCGGUUAAUUUUUUCUCCUCCUUACUGUACACACAGCACCCCAUAUUGGCAGAAAAAAGCGGAAUUGUUGAAAUUUUUGCAGAUUUAUUUCAAAAGAAUAACUGAAAUAUCACACAGCCAUAAGUAUUCUGACCCUUUGCUCAGUAUUUAGUAGAAGCGCCCUUUUGAGCUAAUACAGCCAUGAGUCUUUUUGGGAAUGAUGCAACAAGUUUGUCACACCUGGUUAUCCUAAUCAAGUCCGAUCAGUAUAAUCAAACACAGCUGGACUCCAAUGAAGGUGUAGAACCAUUUGAAGGAUGAUCAGAAGAAAUGGACAGCACCCGAGUUCAAUAUCGGAGUGUCACAGCAAAGGGUCGGAAAACUUAUGGUUGUGUGAUAUUUCACUUUUUAUUUUUAAAUAAAUCAGCAAAAAUUUCAACCAUUAUUUUUUUUUCUGUCAAUAUGGGGUGCUGUGUGUACAUUAAUGAGGGAAAAAAUUGUGGUUUUAGCAAAUGGCAAUUUUAGCCAUAUAACAGAGUGAAAAAUUUAAGGGGGUCUGAACACUUUCCGUACCCACUGUAUGUAUGUAUCGAUCAAAUAUAUGUAUAGAUCACAAAUUUGUUUCUGCAGAUGGCAUUGUGUGACAGAUGUGGACUGUCAUAAUGUCGGAUGACCAUAACGAAGGUCUCCUGUCCCGAAACUGCGGGUGAUCUGAUUUGAUGAUAUCUGAUCCAUAAAAGCUCAAAUAUUGGGCUGAUCAUUAUAAUAUUAUUAUUUAUGAUAAUUUGAAGCUGUCAUGAGAAGAAAUGUCUGCAUAUAUUUUGGUGAUGAUUGUUGACAGUUGUGGGACAUGAAGCCACGUUUCUUGGGUUCAUGCAUGAGGCUUGCAAGGAUGUGGUGCUCGCCCGGCGUGUUUGUCAUUUUAAUUAUGGCGUCCUCAUCCAUCCCAAUCCAUAAAUUAGCAUUUUUUAUUUAUUUUUUAAGCACAUUAAAUUUGUGAUUGAACAUAAUUUCGGGGUACUAGCUGUUGUUCAUGUGAUGCAAUGAUAUAUGACAGCAAUGUAAGAUAUACAACGUAAUACCAGCUUGAACAAGGCGGUGUUUGGAAACACAAGCAAUUUCCUGAAAAGUUGUCAUUUUGAAGGUGAGGGGAUUCCACCUGACAGCUGCGAUAUACAAAUAUGACCAAUGACUGCCACUUCAUCGUAUGGUACAUUCCUUUUCCCACACCAGCUAUGCCAGUGCUUUUCAAUUUUCAAUUUUGUUGAUGAAAAAGGGGUGUUCGAAAGGGAAUUAGUCAUUUUCCAAUUGCUCCAAAAUGUAUUUUAUUGGAAAUGAGUGCCAGUUUAAUUUUCUUGAGCAUGUAUGCAUUUUGUCCAAACUGACUUUUGGUGCUAAACUGUAACAUGUAUAUGUGAUC
This is a messenger RNA of Phycodurus eques (leafy seadragon), 3411 nucleotides long. RefSeq names its product gastrula zinc finger protein XlCGF17.1-like. The record is from RefSeq and is a predicted model, not a curated record. Bases 349 to 1515 code for a protein of 388 amino acids. The transcript has 3 exons. Lineage: Eukaryota; Metazoa; Chordata; Actinopteri; Syngnathiformes; Syngnathidae. Gene Ontology annotation, biological process: regulation of transcription by RNA polymerase II. Gene Ontology annotation, molecular function: RNA polymerase II cis-regulatory region sequence-specific DNA binding; DNA-binding transcription factor activity.